CUCCCAACAAAGGCAAACCCCGAGUAAGUGAGUGGGUAAUUGCCCAAUUUAUGUUUCCGACAUGUAAGCUACAGCCAGACCGGGGCUGUCUGUCAUCGACUCAUCGAGCCCACCACCAUGGCUUGAAUCGAGAAGGCAGGAUAUCCCUCCGUCACCUCGUCUGUCUGCCCGUCUGUCUGCCCGUCUGUCCGUCUUCUGAUGUUUGAUCUCGUCCGAUCACUCUCCGAACCCCUUCUCUCUCUGAAUUGCCCUUUUCGAACUACGGUCCGGACUUCCCCCAGCCUUGACAACCAACAUAGAUAGCUUGUCGCUUCGACCCACGAUCCAGGAUCCAGGACCCCGACUCGGCUCUGGGCCCUUGCGAUACCCACCAAACAACACCGCGCUCUCCGCUAUCUUCUAGAUCCACCUCCACGUCGGCCGUGUCCACCAACACGUCCCGAUCGCUCAAGAACUCCCUACCGCCCCAAGGUCUUGCUCAAUCGCACACAAGCUGUGUUGUGCGAGCUUGACGCUACAUCAGCUUGCAGCCAUGGCGCACGUCAACGGCAACGGCACCGCCAACGGCCACGCCGCCAAUGGCGUGGAACACCCUUACACGAAUGGCAAGUCGGCGCAUCUUAGGAAGGCCUCUCGCAAGCUCUCGAGCCCAAUGAUGCCUGCCUUCAUGGUCUCUGCCCCGGGCAAGGUCAUUGUCUUUGGCGAACAUGCCGUCGUCCACGGGAAGGCGGCCAUUGCUGCGGCGACUUCUCUCCGCUCAUAUCUCCUGGUCACCACGCUGUCGAAAUCAAGACGGACCGUCUCCCUGAUCUUCCCCGACGUCGACAUGUCGCACACGUGGGACAUCGACCAACUGCCGUGGGCGACCUUCUCGCACCCGUCCAAGAAGAAGAAUUACUACGACCUCGUCACCAGCCUCGACCCCGAUCUGAUCGCUGCGGUCCAGCCUCACUUAGACGAUAUAUCCCCUGACCAGCCCGAGGCCGUGCGCAAGAUACACCGAAACUCAGCACUUGCAUUCCUGUAUAUAUUCCUUUCCCUGGGCAACCAGUCGUUCCCGGGCUGUUCAUACACACUACGAUCUACAAUCCCAAUCGGCGCCGGCCUCGGCAGCAGUGGCUCAAUCGCAGUCUGUCUCGCCGCCGCUCUGCUCCUACAAUUACGAGCCCUUUCAGGCCCACACCCCGACCAGCCUGAAGAGGAGGCCAGGCUGCAGGUGGAGAGGAUCAACAGGUGGGCAUUCGUCGGCGAGAUGGCCAUACACGGGAACCCGUCCGGCGUGGACAACACGGUCUCCACGCAAGGCAAGGCCGUGGUGUUCCAGCGGACGGACUACAGCAAGGCGCCCGAGGUGCGGCCCCUGUGGGACUUCCCAGAGCUGCCGCUGCUGCUGGUAAAUACCAAACAGUCGCGGUCCACGGCGAACGAGGUCGCCAAGGUCGCCAAGCUCAAGGACUCGCACCCCAAGCUCGUCGGCGGCAUCCUCGACACCAUCGACAAGAUCACCAAGACGGCGGAGGGCCUGAUAGAGGAGGACGGCUUCGAGAGCAAGGACAUGGAGAGCCUGCGCAGGCUGGGCGAGCUGAUGACCGUCAACCACGGGCAGCUGCUCUCGCUCGGCGUCUCACAUCCCAGGCUGGAGCGGAUACGCGCCCUGGUCGACCACGAGGAAAUCGGCUGGACAAAACUCACAGGGGCCGGAGGUGGCGGCUGCUCAAUCACCCUCCUGCGGCCUGACGUCCCGCCGGAGAAGCUCGCGCGCCUGGACGAGCAGCUGGAAGAGGAGGGGUACGAGAAGUUCGAGACGACGCUGGGCUGUGACGGCGUUGGCGUCCUCUAUCCCGCGGUCAUCAAGAACGGGAUGGACGAGGACGAGGACGGCGGCAUGGAGAUUGACCUGGACCUCUUCCUCAAUGUCGAGGGCAACGAGGGGGUCGAAAAGCUGGUUGGGGUCCACGGGGGUGCGGGUGAGAGGGAAGGCUGGAAGUUCUGGAGGGUAGAGUCGCAUUAGGAUGGAUGUGCGUGGCUGGAAGAUGUAAACGCCCCAGUCACAUGGAAACUUCAGAGGUCACAAAUGUGCCUGGAGACGAUUUUUUGAUUCAUCUCAAGAAUCCGGUUGAGCGACUGGGCCGAUCACCCGUUAUUUUUGUCCCGGCUCCUAUCUUAGCUGUUCACUUAAUGACGGUAUAAUAAUCUUACUGAACGAGAAAAUGAGCAAGCGGACAGAAUUGGAAGACAUGACUUGAUCCAAAAUGCUGAAGACGGCCGUUUUAUGGGCCUCGGACCUGCCGCGCGUUCCCGUCAUGUCUGGACGAUCAAGAUCUUGACUGAACCUAUCUAGGAAAGAAGGAAAACAAUCAUAAUCUGCCAGGAAUUUUCCUUGGUCAGUUGCUGGCUGCUGGGCAAUCUUACAAAUGGCGAAGGAUUAGCUGUGUUCACAGUUC
Diaporthe batatas is the source of this 2444-nucleotide messenger RNA. Its product is annotated as mevalonate kinase. The transcript has 2 exons. Gene Ontology annotation, molecular function: mevalonate kinase activity; ATP binding. The record is from RefSeq and is a predicted model, not a curated record. Gene Ontology annotation, biological process: isoprenoid biosynthetic process; ergosterol biosynthetic process. The coding region runs from base 533 to 2011 and encodes 492 amino acids. Gene Ontology annotation, cellular component: cytoplasm. Lineage: Eukaryota; Fungi; Ascomycota; Sordariomycetes; Diaporthales; Diaporthaceae.